This is a messenger RNA of Ilex paraguariensis (yerba mate), 217 nucleotides long. Lineage: Eukaryota; Viridiplantae; Streptophyta; Magnoliopsida; Aquifoliales; Aquifoliaceae. The record is from the annotation of a GenBank genome assembly.
AUAAACAAUGCUGCAAUAAGUCUACUAAAGCGAGCCACAGAGCAUACUGUUGAGGAUUUCUCAAAUGUAAUGGAUACUAAUGUUAAGGCCCCAUACCAUCUCUCCCAACUAGCAUACCCUAUGCUCAAAGCAUCUAGACUUGGAAAUAUCAUUUUUAUUUCCUCUAUUGCUGGUGUCAUGGGUCUACCUGCUAUCUCAGUCUAUGCAGCGUCUAAAG